CACUCAUUAGCGGCCAUGUUUGAGCGCCAUCCUUCUGCUCGUCUCUGCAGGUUUGUCGACUUCCUGGAGCAAAUGGGCGCCGGCAGCGAGAUGUUGCCGGUGUUUGACGCCAUCGUCCAAAGGUUCCUGAACGCGGAUCGAUACGCAAACGACAUCCGAUACGUGAACUACUGCAUCAGAUGUGCCAGCCAUUACCCGGACCCCGCGGCGCUGUACGGCCACGUGUUCAGUAAAGGCGUGGGCAGCAGGACGGCGGCGCUGUACGUGGCCUGGGCUCAGCAGCUGGAGAAGAAGGGGAUGAACCAGCAGGCUGAUGGCGUCUACCAGAAGGCUGUGGAGAACCAGGCCCAGCCUGCAGACCUGCUUCUCCACGAAUACAGCCAGUUCCAGAGCAGAACCAGAACCCAGCCUCCGCCGCCCGGCGCUCCGCUCCCUCUGCAGAACUCACAGCAGACCAACCAGAUCCAGGCGUCCCACCAAAGACAGGGACAGAACAAGGCGCCUGCUGUCUCUCCAUCACAACCAGCUGCACGCAGAACCAUCGUCACGGUGUCUCGCUCCGAGGUUCCCAGAACCCUCCCCUCCAGCGGCGCCGUCCCGACUUCAUCUGCCUACGACAAGGACACGCUGGUCUGCGACGGGUCCGAGUUCUGCUUUGAAGAGGUCAGAGCGGCAAAAUACUUCCUGAAGGUCCGGGAGCAGAGGGAGAAGGAGCAGAGGGAGAAGGAGCAGAGAGAAAGCAGUAAGCCAGCUCCCUCACGGCAGAGACCCGGCCCGGUCCGAUGCGUUCAGCUCACCUUCUCUGCUCUCCUUUCAGUGGAGAGGAGGCUGCAGGGGGAGGAGGAGGAGGCGGCCCAGAGGCUGAAUCCUGCGUUGGACCGAGUCAACCAGGACCUGGAGGCUCGAUCAGGACUCCCCAGCUGGUUUGUGGCCCAGCAGUCCCAGUCCUCUGCUGCCGCUCGCCCCCCUCCUUCAGAACCGGGCGGCCGGCGGCCCCUGGUUCUGGGAGCGGACCCCGGGCCCUGCUCCGCCCAGCAGCUCCACAGCGGCGAGCCUGGCGCCUUGUGUCUGAGCAGCAGUCUGGUUUCGGAGCCGGAAGACAAACUGGACGGGUCCCGUGGAGGAGCCGCUAACCUCUCCCACAUCACCCCUAACUCCUCCCUAGGCUAUGUUCAGGCCACGCCCACCAGGGUUCUGCCGUCGCCCACCGUUAACACCCAGGAGGCCCUAGACGCCAUCAUGGACAUGUUCCAGGCUCCCACACUCCUGGACGGCCCGUUCCAGGAAGCCUCCAUGCUCCACGGCGCCGCUGAGACCCACCUGGACCCGUGCGCCGUCUCCUCGGUACCGAACCCCCCCGCCCACGCCUCCACCCCGUUCACCAUCUUCCAGGACGAGGAGGACGCCAGCGCCGCAGCGCCGCCUGAGAAGUCCAAACCCGUCAACGUUUUGGCCGACCUCAGCGCCCCCAAAGCAGACCGACCCAAUGAGACCCCGUCAGAACUGGUCCCGGAUGAGAGUACCACCUGGGGGGCCCGCUACAACUCGCUGCGGCAGCUGGACGCCUGUCCCAACAGCACCAGCGACUUCGCCCUGCUGGCCCAGUGUGUCUCCACGCCCUUCACACACAAGAGUCUGUUCAGCAGCAGCUUCCAGACCCAAGAGAACAGCGGCUCCGCUGAGGAGAACUUCUACCUCCGACGUCAGACCAAAAAGCUCAGCCCCAUCAUAGAGCAAAGUCCGAGUGCCGACCCGGCCGACGCCAAGCCGCUGCCCCCCUCCUCCUCCAGACAGGGAACCAUCAUGGCCGACGGCUCCGCCUCCUCGUCCCUCAGCAUAAUGCAGCCUCCUGCCGUGCUCUCCUUCAGGGACCAGACGUCCUGCCCAGCCCAGUCGGACGGUUCCGGAUGGGAGGUGUACCCCAGCCCUGAGCGGCGCCCUGAACCUGCCUCUCAGAGCCGGUCCUUUAAGAUCCUGGAAGACCCGGAGCCGGUCAGUCCAGAACCGGUCCGGAACCGACCCUUUGACGUCCCCAUGAGCCCAGAGUCCGCUCCCAGUGCCGCCUGGCUGGACAUCAGGAGUCCUGAACCAGCGGCCGAGCCGGACCUGGACGCCUUCCUGAGCCCCCGUCCUCCCGCCUCAGACGAACCCAGAACCCGGGAUGUUCCCAUGAGUCCGGAACCUCCGACCAGCUGUGCCGACGCCCCCCUGAGCCCGCGGGGGCCUGGAGUCCAGGACGAACCCAUGCUGAGUCCCGACAGAGGGCGAGGCGCCCAGGUCCGGCCCGUGUCCGAUCCCUGGGAUUCAGAACUGAUCUUGGACCUGCUGGGCGGGCUGAACCCGCCUCUGACCUCUCACCCCCGCUGCAUCAGCUGGCCCUGCAGGGUCCCCGCCAUCGGACCCAAGAUGACCCUCAGCGUGGGGAACUCCUCCCUCAGGGUGGACGGCGUCCUCGGGAAGGGAGCCUUCGCCACGGUCUACCAAGCCACGGACCCCCGGACCUCAGAGAAGGUGGUGUUAAAGGUCCAGAAACCGUCCAAUCCCUGGGAGUUUUACAUCAACAGCUGCCUGGACGCGCGGCUGCAGCCCGCCGUCCGCCACCUGUUCAGCAGGAUCCACUCUGCUCACCUCUUCCAGGACGGCAGCAUGAUGCUGGGGGAGCUGCACCAGUACGGCACCCUGCUGAACGCCGUGAACAUCUACAGAACCAUGAGUGAGAAGGUCAUGCCUCAGCCCCUGGUGCUGUACUUCAGCGUCUGCAUCCUGCACACGGUGGAGCAGCUGCACGCCGCGGGCAUCAUCCACGCCGACAUCAAGCCCGACAACUUCAUGCUGGGAAAGAGGUUCCUGGACAGCAGCUGCUUCGACGCGGACGGCGUGGACCACGGCCUCGUCCUCAUCGACCUCGGCCAGAGCAUCGACAUGCAGCUGUUCCCAGAAGGCACGGCGUUCACCGCGCGGUGUCUGACAUCAGGCUUCCAGUGCACCGAGAUGCUCAGCGGGAAACCGUGGACCUACCAGACGGAUUACUUCGGCGUGGCGGGGACGGUCUACUGCAUGCUGUUCGGGAGCUACAUGCAGGUCAGCCAUGAUGGCGGCGUGUGGAAGACCAACGCCGUCUUUAGAAGGAACCCGCACAGCGACCUGUGGCUGGACUUCUUCCACACGCUGCUGAACGUGGCGGACUGCGCCCCCCUGCCCAGCCUGCGGGCGCUGCGCUGCAGGAUGGCGUCCGCGCUGCAGCAGAACUAUGGCAGCAAGCUGCAGAUGCUGAAGAACCGGCUGGUGGUGAAGCUGCUGGAGGAGGCGCGCAGAUAACCGCUGCGGCGCUACUUCCUGUCUGGACCCAUUGAUCCUGAAACCAUCACAGCUCCAACUGGGAGACUCUCCUGGUUUUUAUUCUUCCAUUUAUUUUACACCUGUUACAUUUUUCUCCUGUUCGUAAUAAAGUCUGACGCUGUGGAUCGAG
Messenger RNA from Cyprinodon tularosa, 3469 nucleotides. RefSeq names its product mitotic checkpoint serine/threonine-protein kinase BUB1-like. Gene Ontology annotation, biological process: meiotic sister chromatid cohesion, centromeric; protein phosphorylation; mitotic spindle assembly checkpoint signaling. The record is from RefSeq and is a predicted model, not a curated record. The transcript has 21 exons. Bases 16 to 3318 code for a protein of 1100 amino acids. Gene Ontology annotation, molecular function: ATP binding; protein kinase activity. Lineage: Eukaryota; Metazoa; Chordata; Actinopteri; Cyprinodontiformes; Cyprinodontidae.